Molecule: messenger RNA, 1773 nt
Organism: Darwinula stevensoni
Lineage: Eukaryota; Metazoa; Arthropoda; Ostracoda; Podocopida; Darwinulidae
Source: the annotation of a GenBank genome assembly
CUAUGUUUUUGUUGUAGGAGUGAUGGAUCAUUCAAGGUCACUGGCCUUCCCCCAGGAUCAUAUCUGAUUGAAGCUGUCUGUGCAAACUUCUUCUAUGAGCCUGUAAAAGUUGAUAUAAAUGCAAAGGGGAAAUUUCGAGCUCGCAAGGUAUUUCUCAUGCAGCCCUCUCAAGUUACCCAAGUCCCUUAUCCUCUGAAGCUGAAGGCAAAGAUGCCUUUGAAGUACUUCAUGGCUCGAGAACAAUGGAGGAUCACUGAUUUCCUCUUCAGUCCCAUGGUCAUAAUGAUGGUGAUUCCUCUCUUGUUUGUGAUGAUUCUACCCAAGCUUAUGAAUGAUCCAGAUACAAGAAAGGAAAUGGAGCAGCUUCAGAUGCCCAAGUAUGAAGUCCCUGAUCUGUCAGAGGUUAUGACGUCCUUCUUUGGUGAAUCUCUUGAUCUGAUUGCACCUCCAUUAAAACGAGGUUCUCAAGCAGAAUCAGUCAUGAGGAUGGGAGAUUUCCGAAUGAAUAGCAGUGGAUUCAGAAUAAGGAGCCGUAGCAAUUCUGGUGUUCGACUUGACCAGUAUCAAAGGAUUGUUUACAAGACUAUUCUUGCACAUCAGGAUCCUGUCACUGGACUUUUUCCAUCAAAACCAGGAGACUUCCAUAAGCAUGCAUGGGUGAGAGACAAUGUGUAUUCUAUUCUGGCUGUGUGGGGUCUGGCAAUGGCUUAUAGGAAGAAUGCUGACUUGGAUGAGGACAGAGCAAAGACUUAUGAACUGGAAAUGGCUUGUGUGAAAUUAAUGCGUGGGAUUCUGACAUCCAUGAUGCAGCAAAAAGACAAAGUUGAGAAAUUCAAAACAACCCAGAGUCCACAAGAUGCACUCCAUGCAAAGUAUAGCUGUACAACUGGAUUACCUGUGGUUAAGGAUCAUGAAUGGGGUCACCUCCAAAUUGAUGCCACAUCUCUCUUCCUACUCAUCCUGGCACAGAUGACUGCAUCUGGACUUCAAAUUGUCUUUAACUUGGAUGAAGUAGCCUUCAUUCAGAAUCUCAUCUUCUAUAUUGAAUCAGCCUAUUGCAUACCUGAUUAUGGCAUAUGGGAGCGAGGAGACAAGACGAACCAUGGUCUUCCUGAACUGAAUGCCAGCUCUAUAGGCAUAGCAAAGGCAGCUCUGGAAGCUAUGAACGAUCUUGAUCUGUUUGGAUCCAAAGGUGGUCCUGCUUCUGUAAUCCAUGUGUUAGCUGAUGAGGCCCAGAAAUGUCAAGCUGUCCUUCAGUCCAUGCUUCCACGUGAAUCCAACUCCAAAGAAGUGGACAGUGGCCUUCUGUCAGUGAUAGGUUUCCCAGCCUUUGCAGUGGAUGAUCCUGAUCUUAUCCACCUCACUCACAAGACCAUUCUUGACAAGUUGAUGGGUCGGUUUGGAUGUAAACGCUUCCUCAGAGAUGGUUACAAGACUUGUAAAGAGGAUCCCAGUCGACUGUACUAUGAACCAUGGGAAUUGAGGAUCUUUGAGAACAUAGAGAAUGAGUGGCCCUUGUUCCUUUGUUACCUUGUCAUCAACUGUUGGUUUCAGGGAGACACAGAAGCUGUUGAUGAAUAUAUGGACAUGCUGGAAAAGCUCCUGAUCCGUUCAGAGGAUGGGGUGAAGUUGGUCCCUGAGAUGUACAUGGUCCCAGCACAGUUUGUUGAUAAGGAAUAUCAGAAUCCUCACAGUCAAGAUCGAGUUCCUGUUGGCCGACUGCCUUACAUGUGGGCUCAGAGUCUCUACAUUCUUGGUUGCCUUCUCAGAGAU